UGUGUCAGCUGUAAUGCAUUUCAUUCUUUUCAUUUUGAAUUUACUGAGAACUGAUAAACCAAGGAAAAUUGAGAAUUGGUAAUAAACAAGUCAAUUAAUAAAUAACGAAAAAAAAUAGAAUCUUGGUAGGGAAUUAAAACCAUUUUCUUUGAAGCUGUAUAAAAACAAAACUUGUCCAAAAUGUCGACUAUGACCUUUGGACAAAAACAAUUCAUCCCUACACCACCUGAUAAAGGCAGUUUUCCCUUGGAUCAUGAAGGCAACUUAACCCUUAAACAAAUGAGAGCCCUUGUCCAAGACAUUAAGAAAAUUACAAUAGAAUUUGGGUAA
Chilo suppressalis (striped riceborer) is the source of this 330-nucleotide messenger RNA. NCBI's taxonomy places the organism in Eukaryota, Metazoa, Arthropoda, Insecta, Lepidoptera, Crambidae. The record is from the annotation of a GenBank genome assembly.